Molecule: messenger RNA, 3618 nt
Organism: Exserohilum turcica Et28A
Lineage: Eukaryota; Fungi; Ascomycota; Dothideomycetes; Pleosporales; Pleosporaceae
Exons: 1
Coding region: 1-3618 (1205 amino acids)
Biological process (GO): error-free translesion synthesis; error-prone translesion synthesis
Cellular component (GO): nucleus
Molecular function (GO): deoxycytidyl transferase activity; DNA-directed DNA polymerase activity; damaged DNA binding
Source: RefSeq, a predicted model, not a curated record
AUGGGCUCCCGCCUCGACAAAAACUCCGAGUCGGUGCGCAAGCGCAUCGCUAGCCACCGCUUCGAGGGUGAAGAUGGAGAAGAGUACGGAGGCUCUGCAUUUGGUGGGUUCACCGACUACUUCCGGCGAAAGAAGAUCAAACUGCAAAACUUGGAUGCGGACAUCCGAGCCCAAGCGGGCGACAAGCCUCAGAUCUUCAAAGGAAUUGUGGCGCAUGUGAACGGCUACACCCAACCCUCGCUCAACGACCUGCACACACUCAUAGUCCAGCAUGGCGGAGGCUUUAUGCAAUAUCUGGAUGGCAAAACCACAGUGACACACAUUAUCGCCAGCAGCCUCACUCCGAAGAAGGCUGUCGAGUUCCGGAAAUACCGCAUCGUAAAGCCAGCGUGGGUAGUGGACAGCAUAGCAGUCGGCAAACUGUUACCAUGGAACGAGUACCGUGUGGUAGAUGAAGGCGAGAAACAAAAUGUACUGGCACUCGAUAAUGGAAGUGUCAAGGCCAAGGCAAAUGUCAGGAUUAGGGGAUAUCGAGACCAGACAGACGCCAGCUGGUACACGAGCCAGUUGGGAAGUAGCCAAGCUGGACCGCCGAGUACACCUACACCAUCCGGCACUAUGCGCUCACGCUUCUCAAAGCAAAAACAACGCCAUCUCACCCCCGAGGACGACGAUGAUAUCGAAGAUCCACCACCCUCCCAUCAGCCUGACCCACCUGUACAAGAACAGUCAGAGAAGCCUGAAAAGCCCACAACACGGCUGAAGACGAAUCCACCCACACCUUCUGUCACGACAGACAAAAAAUCGAAUGACGUAGACGACAGUCUCUACACUGAGCCAAGCCCUCCUGCUGCUCAGUAUAUGCAGCUCAAUAGUGAAGUGGAGGAGAGAGCCGAAAGACAGCGUGUUAGACCCGAUACCUCCGCGCCCAGGACUAGAGCUCUGACUGCUGAAGAGCACAACGCAAUCCUUCUCCGUGACCCAAAUAUUCGCCGGUCCACCGUUGUGGAUCCAAAUUUCCUUGAGCAGUAUUACCGAGAAUCACGCUUACACCACCUAUCUACUUGGAAGGCUGAUCUCAAGUCACAAAUGCAAGCACUCGCGGCAGAAAAGACCCCGUCACAACGAGCAAAACAAAAGCGCGUACCCGGUGCUCGGCGAUAUAUCUUGCAUGUUGACUUUGAUAGCUUCUUCGCUGCGGUUAGUUUGAAAAAAUUUCCUGAGUAUAAAGACAAGCCGGCCGUUGUUGCCCAUGGACAAGGUAGUGGGUCGGAGAUUGCAAGCUGCAACUAUCCAGCGCGCACAUUUGGUAUCAAGAACGGGAUGUGGAUGAAGCGGGCACAAGAACUUUGCCCUGACCUCAAGAUCCUUCCCUAUGAUUUCCCGGCUUAUGAACAAACCAGUCGCACAUUCUACGAGAUCAUGCUCGCUACAGGCGGCAUUGUCCAGAGUGUCAGCAUCGAUGAAGCCCUCAUUGAUGUUUCAAAUUUGUGCAUUGCGGUCGGUGGUAGCGAUGGCAAGAAACUUUCGGAGGGUAGCAACUAUCGUGAGCAAGCUAAGGCUGAAGAGAUUGCGUUAAACCUACGAGACGAAGUGAGAUCCAGGACAGGAUGCAAUGUUUCGGUUGGUAUCGGUAACAACAUUCUGCUCGCCAAGCUGGCUUUGCGCAAAGCGAAGCCUGCUGGCCAAUAUCAGAUCAAACCCGAAGAAGUGCUGGAUUUCAUUGGCCAGCUCCAAGUACAGAACUUACCGGGCGUUGCUGGUUCAAUUGGCGGUAAACUGGAAGACAUAGGCGUCAAACUUGUCAAGGACAUCCGCGAGCUUACCAAGGAGAGGCUCAUUCAAACGCUUGGUCCUAAGACGGGCGAAAGGCUCUAUGAGUAUUCGAGAGGUAUCGACCGCCAAGAAGUCGGCGAACAAGCCGUCCGCAAGUCUGUAUCUGCAGAGGUGAAUUGGGGUGUUCGAUUCGAGAACCAAGAGCAAGCCGAAGAGUUUAUCGGAAGUCUUUGCGGAGAGCUCCAAAAACGGCUGCUGAAGGGGAGGGUUAAGGGUAAGCAGUUUACGAUGAAAGUCAUGCGGCGCUCGCCGGAUGCGCCUCUGGAUCCGCCAAAGCACCUUGGACAUGGCAAAUGCGACACGUACAACAAGAGUCUCACACUAGGCGUUGCCACGAAUGCGAAGGAGCUUUUGACAAGAGAGGCCUUGGUUAUACUACGUGCCUUUGGAUUUAGUCCAGGGGAACUUCGUGGUAUCGGAGUUCAAAUGACGAAACUUGAGCCCAUGAAAACGCCUACGGAUGGUAGUAUUGCGAAUUCGCAGCGAAAGCUACAGUUCAAAGUCGGAAAUCCAGAGCCAGUGCGGGCAGCCCCAGCACUAAAUGUCAUUGAAGAGGAUCCAAUUCAGGACGGCCCAGAGACUCCGCAAAAACCCAAAACACCAUCUGCAGACAACCACAUUGCAUUUGGGGCCCAAGAGCUUAACGUAUCAACACCUUCCCGGCGUCCACUCAACACAUUGGGUACACAGUUCAUCAUCCCUACCCAGGUCGACCCCAAAGUGCUUGCUGAGCUACCAGAGAAUAUACGAACCAAGCUCUUGCGUCAAACUCGACAGUCCUCCCCUGCACCUGCAAAUAACGUGGACAUGCAUGACAAACCCGGUACACCCUCAAAAGGACUACCUUUCCCUAUGACGGCGCUUCCCGCCCAGUCUCAGUUAGACCCAGAUAUCCUCGCCGCUUUGCCUGAGGAUGUUCGUGCAGAAGUGCUCGCUGAGUAUGCCGAUAAUGACGCUCCCUUCUCCCCAUCCCGGAGACCGAGAGGCGCUGAUCAAACGAUCCUGCCCCAGUCGCCUCGCAAAAACAGGAUCAUUGGUAUUCCAGCCAAACAGCCUAUCGUGCAUGUCAAGCGAGGGAGAGGUCGUCCGCCAAGGUCAGCAAUGCUAGCCGCGGCUGCGCAGGCAACAGCCAUCAGCAAAACCGGGAAGCGGCUCACCCAGGCCAAUUUUAUAUCCCUCAAGAACCCUGCCCGAGAAAGCCCAAGCAACGACAACCCAUUCGGUAUUAGCGAUGACACCUUCGAAGCACCUAUUAUCACCAAGUCCAACAAAGACGAUGAUCUUGAUCCUGAUUUCCUUGCGGCACUGCCCGAGGAUAUGCGCAAAGAGAUCAUUGCGCAACACAAAGCUGCGAAGAUGAAUGCUUUCCGUUCUGCAGUGACAAAGAAAAUUGAAGCCCCGACAGCACCCAACCAGCCGAAACCAGCUCGAAAAAUCAAAGUUCCACGGCCUUCAAAGGCUACUUUUACCGUCAAGAAGUUAUCAGCGGAACCUGAUCUUCGGCGCGCAAUGAGAAUAUGGAUCAGUGCAUUUCAUGAUGAAGCGCCUUACGAGCAGGAUGUCGCCGCCUUGAUCAAGUACCUCAGGAAGGUGGUAAUCGAAGAGAGAGACAUGAACAAAGUAGUCAGUCUUGUGAAAUGGAUCGACUAUGUUAUCGACGACGAAACAGACGCUAAUCCAGAAUUCGCAAGGCAGCCAUGGCAAAUGUCUCUUGCUACAAUCAAAGAUGGUGUGAUGAAGGCAUGCAACGAGAAGGGAUUGGGUUCUGUGUCUUUUGGUUAG